AUGUACGGCAACAUUGGUUUAAUCACACCUCGUGGAUCUGGCACGAACGGUUAUGUUGUGCGCAACUUAUCAGCUCUUCGUCCUCGUGAUUCCAGCUAUGGACGGGCUGACGACUUCGACCGUGCACCCCCAAGGCAUCGUGAGCCGGAUCAAUCAAUUUUGGAGCACGAAAAGAGGCGGAAGGUUGAAGUGAAGUGCAUGGAGCUGCAGGUGGAACUAGAAGAGGACGGAGUUGAUGACGAGGAAGUUCAACGUCGAGUGGCCGAGUUGCGUGACAAGUUGACGAACGACAUGUCCGGCAUUGCGCCCACGCCAGUCAAAUCUCUCAAACCCUCCGACACGCAUGCUAUUGCUGCAGCCAAGAAGGCCGAGUUGGAAAAGAUGUCUCGCGCCCUUGGUACUCAAAGCUACGUCGAAGGCGAGGCUUUCAAUCGCGAGUUGCAGGAAGAGCGACGCCAAGAAGCGUUACGCGAGCGUGAGAGGCGAGACGAACAGAGAAGGGAA
This is a messenger RNA of Dacryopinax primogenitus, 504 nucleotides long. RefSeq names its product cwf21-domain-containing protein. NCBI's taxonomy places the organism in Eukaryota, Fungi, Basidiomycota, Dacrymycetes, Dacrymycetales, Dacrymycetaceae. The record is from RefSeq and is a predicted model, not a curated record. The annotation marks the transcript as partial. The transcript has 2 exons.